AUGAGCCGCCAUCUUGCGGCUCUGCUCGCUGCGGCGGCUGUCCUGGCGCCGGCCGGGGCUUCAGCAGUGCCUCCCCAAGACAUUCGCUAUCGCGAUCUCCAGGAGUUCCCCCGGUCACUCGAGGGCCGAGCCACCGAUCAGUCGCCCAAAGGCUACGCUCCCUCUGCCGUCGAUUGCCCAAGCGACCGUCCCGAGAUUCGCGUCGGUUCCGAUUUGAGCCCCCAGGAGAAAGAGUGGCUGCCCCGGAGGCGUAAUAACACAAUUGCGCCCAUCCGCGACUUUUUGAAGCGUGUUGCCAUUCCUGGCUUCAACAGCGACAGGUACCUAUCCAAUGUCGAGAAAGACGCGACGGCCCUGCCCAAUAUCGGCUUGGCGGUCUCGGGAGGCGGCUACCGUGCCAUGUUGAACGGAGCGGGAGCCAUUGCUGCCUGGGACUCUCGGUCACCCGGUAGCAAUGACACGGGCAAACUCGGUGGUCUGCUCCAGAGCGCAACCUAUCUCUCGGGCCUGUCUGGAGGUGGCUGGCUUGUUGGCAGCAUCUACACUAACAAUUUUACCACGGUUCAGGGUGCCCUCAACUCGGGCACCAUCUGGCAGACACAAAACUCCAUCCUCGAGGGACCUGAGCAGUAUAGCUUGCUAAGCUACUAUAACGAAAUCUUUGACGACGUCGACGCCAAGGACGAUGCCGGCUACGACCGCUCCAUCACGGACUACUGGGGCCGCAUGCUCUCGUACCAGCUCGUUAAUGCUACCAACGGCGGUCCCGGCUUCACCUUCUCCUCCAUUGCCGAGGACCCUGACUUCAAGAACGCGAGGACACCUCUCCCUUUCCUGGUUGCAGAUGGUCGAGCACCUGGCCAAAUCAUCAUCUCUAACAACUCGACCGUGUUUGACAUCAACCCCUGGGAGAUGGGCUCCUCCGACCCGACGCUCAACGGCUACGUGCCGCUCAAGUACGCCGGAUCCCGGUUCGCAAACGGCACGCUGCCCAAGAACGAGUCUUGCAUGGUCGGCUUUGAUAAUGUUGGCUACGUUAUGGGCACCUCCAGCUCCCUCUUCAACCAGAUUGUGCUGUAUCUUCGGGACGACAACAGCAACUAUGUGCCCAAGGGAGUUCCCGACUUUGUCAUCAAGAUCCUGACAGGCAUCCUGACGGUGCUCGGCAACGAGAACAACGACAUUGCCGACUGGACGCCCAACCCCUUCAGGGGCUGGAACCCAAAGAACAACCCGGGCGCCGGCAGCGAGCGGCUGACGCUGGUGGACGGCGGCGAGGAUCUACAGAACGUGCCCUACCAUCCGCACAUCUUUCAGGCGCGCAAGGUGGACGUCGUCUUCUCCGUUGACUCGUCGGCCGACACUGACAACGGCUGGCCCGACGGCGCGUCCAUCACUGCCACCUACGAGCGAGCCAUUGAGAAGAUUUCCAACGGCACGGGCUUCCCGUACGUGCCCGGCAAGAACACGUUCCUCAACCUGGGCUUGAACACCAAGCCCGUCUUCUUCGGCUGCAACUCGACCAACGUGACGGGCGAGUCGCCGCUCAUCGUCUACCUGCCCAACUACCCCUACCAGUUCCAGUCCAACAUCUCGACCUUCCAGAUGACGACGGAGCUGGACGAGCGCGACGCCAUCGUCACCAACGGCUGGGACGUGGUCACGCAGGGCAACGCGACGCGCGACGCCAACUGGCCCGUGUGCGUGGGCUGCGCCAUGCUCGCGCGCAGCUUCGAGCGCACCCGCACCCCCGUGCCCGACGCCUGCAACAAGUGCUUCCAGCAGUACUGCUGGAACGGCACCCUCGCGGAGCAGACGCCCGGCGACUACGACCCGACGUUUUUCAGCACGCCGAUUGAGAUUGAGAGCUCGGGCGCGAAGUCGGCCGGCGGGGCGACGGUGGUGACGGCGUUGGCGGCGGUGGUGUGUGCUGUUUUGCUCAUGUAA
Molecule: messenger RNA, 1947 nt
Organism: Trichoderma citrinoviride
Lineage: Eukaryota; Fungi; Ascomycota; Sordariomycetes; Hypocreales; Hypocreaceae
Product: phospholipase-like protein
Exons: 3
Coding region: 1-1947 (648 amino acids)
Biological process (GO): glycerophospholipid catabolic process
Cellular component (GO): intracellular membrane-bounded organelle; cytosol
Molecular function (GO): A2-type glycerophospholipase activity
Source: RefSeq, a predicted model, not a curated record